Laetiporus sulphureus 93-53 is the source of this 1975-nucleotide messenger RNA. RefSeq lists its product as uncharacterized. The record is from RefSeq and is a predicted model, not a curated record. The transcript is spliced from 4 exons. Bases 134 to 1975 code for a protein of 613 amino acids. Lineage: Eukaryota; Fungi; Basidiomycota; Agaricomycetes; Polyporales; Laetiporaceae.
AGUACCUGCAGUCGCCGUAGCGUCACAGCGACUCGACCAUUUCUGAUCGUCUUGAACUUUGACAACACUUCAAAAAACAUCCGUCUUUCUGACGUUCGUGGACGCGGCUGGAAGCAAACAAUAGCGUAUCAAAAUGGCUACUCCCAAGCUCAGUGCCGGCUUCUUCAAUCGACGCUGUUUUUGGUAUGAUGACGACGGCAACCCCCGACUUAAUGAGGAUGGAAGAUAUGGCUGCACACGACGUGAAGACCGAGGUCGAAACUGUUCAUUCGUCCACCCAGACGAUCCGAGGUGGUCUUCUCUGAAGCCAACCCACCCACCUGGUCAUGAGAAACUUUCAGCAGCCGAAGCACAGCGGAAAGCCCAUUCAGCUCGCCCGUCAACCUCUGACAUGAACCCCUGGUCGCGUACACCUCCUCGAGCUCGUAGCCCGCUGCGUACAUCGGUGCAUCGUCCUCGUUCUCCCCCUCGCCCCAGUAGCCCUCGACGCUCUCGUACGCCUCCACGCGCUAGGUCGCCUCGUUCUGGAUCACGACAGCGCCCGUCCUCACUCUCAAAGUCUGCUGAGAAUUUCGAUCACCGCGACGCGGCCCAGCGUCCUACCACCACGACGUCCUUUUCGCAUGAAGAGCGUUCCCGCAUCCCAUCGCAUAGCUUCACGAUACCUGUUCCCCCUGUUUUGAGAUCGUCGACGCUUUCCAGAGGGUUUUCAGGAGACAGCGAAGGUGCACACAUGCCAUCCAAGGACGCAUCGCUUGAACAGAAGCGCUCUGCCUGGAACGAGCGCAUAACACUUUUGGCUGAAGCGACACUUUGUCGUUCAGAGUUGUCCGACCUGCUGAAAGAUGUCGAGAACUAUGAACGUAUCUCACGCUCUUGGAUUCUCAAUAACCUGUCCGAAGAGAGCCGGGCGCGUAUCAAUACUCAGUUGGCCGAUGCCAUUGCGCGCAGUGCGGCAAAGAAGAGCGAUCUCAAGAGGAUAAUCGUACGGUUAACGGAGACGAACUACUGGCCAAUCGCUCCAAGCGCUGUACCUGCUGAGCGCGACGGUCGGUCCGACAUGAAGGAGGCAAUUAUGGAGUUGAAAAAGGGUAUGCAGGACUUGCAUAAUCAGCUGCAGGAGUACCGCGUUGGGCAUGCUGCCGUCGACUCGAAACCACCGCCUCCGAUCAAAAAUGACGAGAGUCAUGUUGCAGAGCCUCCUGCGAAGCGUCUAAAGCUUUCCGUCGACGAUACCACUGGCCCAUCUGGCUGGGACAGCGAAUUAUACGACCUACGCGACCGAUUGCUUCGAUUAGAAGAACAAUCCUCUGACCUGGAGCAAGAGAUGGUUCAGCAUGAUCAUGAGCUGAAUACGCUACAGACCAAGACAGAGGAGAUCCUAGGCCUAGAUGCAGCAGGAUCGGCGGGAUCCUCUACGCGUGACUUGGAUAUGCAGCCGGUCGAGCAGUUCUCCAGGGAGCUUGACAUAGCCGGCAGGCAAAUUGAAGAGUUGGCUCUGGAGGUAGCAAAUCUGAUCAAGCAGACAAUGAAGAAGGAUGCAGAACUUGAACAGGUGCACUCAGAAAAUCGACAACUUAUACAAAAAGUGGAGGUGCAGUUGUCUUCACAAUUGGCUGCAAACCAGCUUGAGCUGCAAGCUCUCAAUGCAGCUGUAGCAGCAUACAUUUCACAAUCAAAUGCAAAACCAUCCUCACCUCAACUGCCAGCCAUGGAAGACAUCAUAAGCUCUGUUCAACCAGCACUUCUUGAAAUGAUUCACAGUGGUCUACAGCCAAUGCUGUCCAAUACCCAUCACAGCAUUGAAACCAUGAUAGAAGACAGGAUCAAGAAUGUGUAUACCACUGUCAUGUCAUCGUUGACACCAUAUCUACAGACAGUUGACACCAUGUCAGCAUGGAUGGAACACACCCAUGAAGGAAGCCAUGAACUGCAUGACCAGCUGAAGGAUCUCAACAAUGGUGGGAUCAAGUAG